Molecule: messenger RNA, 951 nt
Organism: Aspergillus ibericus CBS 121593
Lineage: Eukaryota; Fungi; Ascomycota; Eurotiomycetes; Eurotiales; Aspergillaceae
Product: NAD(P)-binding protein
Exons: 2
Coding region: 31-951 (306 amino acids)
Molecular function (GO): oxidoreductase activity, acting on the CH-OH group of donors, NAD or NADP as acceptor
Source: RefSeq, a predicted model, not a curated record
AGUCAAUGUGUGUAUAGAACAUCGCCCUUAAUGACAGAUUUUUAUUUUGCAGCUGGCGCAGGCGCUACUGUCGCCCUCCUUAUGGCCAUACUCUGGAUUCAGAUCCGCGACCGGAAACCAAAUACCAGCAGCCUGCUAGCAAAUGGCAAAGUGGUGAUAGUCACAGGUGGCCUAAGCGGGCUAGGCUAUCAACUGGUCAAGUUGUAUCGGGCCAACGGCGCUCGUGUGGCUGUUUUGGAUGUAAAAGGUGAAAGCGGCUUGCCGCAGCCGUCCGAGCCGAGGACUAUAAGAUACUACAAGUGUGACGUCUCCAACCGUACUGAAGUAGAGGUUAUCAUGGACGUGAUCGAGACCGAAUUAGGGACUCCCAAUAUAUUAAUCAAUUGCGCGGCAAUGCCAGUCAAUAAGCUGCCGUUCCACUGUCUUCAGAAUGACUUGUUUGUCAAAACCAUUAGCACCAAUUUCCUUGGUUCGGUGAAUCUCAUCCGUGCAAUCCUUCCAAAACUGAUCAAUGACGGAAAAAGAGGAAGUAUUGUGAACAUAAGCUCUGUUGUUGCGCAUCUCUAUCCAGCCGGCCUCUCUGACUACACGUGCAGUAAAGCUGGACUCAGUGCCCUUCAUCACUGCCUUGAGGCUGAGGCCCGCUUGUUGGGGUAUACUCGGCGGAUCAAGUUCCACCUGGUGGAGGUUGGGCAGAUGCAGACUCCGCUGUUCAACUGGGUCAAGCCGCCAAAUCCUUUACUUGCCCCGGUUCUCCAGCCUAGCUAUGUCGCGCAGAAGAUUUUUAACGCGGUAUAUUCGGGAGAACCUAGUAUCAUUCGUUUACCGAGGUAUGUAUCAUGGGUGUGCGCAUAUGAUGGGCUUCCGCUCCGAGCGCAACGGUUAGUUAGGUACCUUAUGGGGGUUGAUGAGGUAUUGGGUGAGCACGAAUCCAAGAAGACCAUUAAUUAG